GGAGUUUCAAUUAAUUAAUUUGACUAAAUGAAGCUAUCAAGUAGAGCAGUGAUUCUUCAUCACUUAGUUAGCAGAGUAUUAGCGCUAACGUUUUUCUGUAAAACAGAAACAAUAAAUGCAUUCUAGUUUUUGCUGCAUGGUCUCAGUUCCAAGAAGUGAGAUGUGUUAUUGUGGUUGCGCAUUGCAAGUUUUUCAAUCCCCCACACAUUUCCUGAUAAUGACCAAGUUGCUCGAAAAUGCGCAAUAAAAAUCUGUACCAACCGAUGCAUGCCUUUGUCACUUGUAUCUGUAGCAACCUCUUUCACUUUGGCAGCUUACUUUUAAUAGCAAUCGAGUGUGAAGUCCGGACAGAACCGGCUGUUAUGUUUUUGUAACCCGGGAUUGGAAAUAAGAAUUCCGAUUUUAUGAUUCAUCGCUUGAAAACGUUGCACAUACCACAGACCCUCAGACUCUCUUGCACGUUGUUUGGUAGAUAAUAAAAAAACAGGAAGAACGUUUGUUGCGCGUGCGGACGUUUGCAAGUCAACAUCUUGAUGCAGGGCUCAUCAAGUCUUAAUUCCUCUUAGAAACAGGAUGUGAAACAGCAGGAUCGGGGUCUGACGUUAGUGUUGGAGAAAUAGUCCCCACACUACUUCCUAAACCGACAGCUCUGCCGACGACGCUAUUGCUACAGACAUGAACGGAUCUAACAACUGGACGUGGUGUCAAUUAGCUAAAGAGUAUAGGAAAUGUUUACUGGGCGCUAAAUGGUAAUAAGUUGUUGACAAUUAUUGUUGUGAUAUUUGCGUAUAGUGCCGACCGCCCAACUAGCCUGCGACUGCCAUUCUCUCGUGCCUGUUGGACAACACCAGACGCUGCAGUUUAGACAAUUCCAAACGCAGCGAGACACUCUAGUCUCUUAUAGCGAGACUGAGUCUCCAUGGAGCCGCCUGUCUGGGUUUCCCGACGCUGGCCAUAUGGCUGCUUUUAGCUUAAUUAUGCACACGAGGUGGAGUCCCUUUCCCGUGUCUGAUUGCAGUCGGCUUGCACGUGUCCGGGUGUCAUAUCAAUUGUGGCAGCUCGUUGGAAAGCUGGAACCAUGAGUAACAUUCCAGCAUCAUUUUGUCGCAACUUGAUACAUUAAGUGAACCGUAAGGUCGCAGUUCCGGUUUCCGAAACAGACUUUGCUGCGCCCUCUGCAAAUCUUUUGCGGAUAGGGAACACUUUGCGUAGGCGUGUUAAGUCCUGGCGAUUGUCGGUUAGUAUGGACUAGACGUAUGACUCAAUCUAAUAAUUUUAGCUUGUUUGAGUGGGUUCGCUUGCUGCUUUGUUUCCUGUAGUCGCUCUCAUACUGAAGGCGCGAUAGCCUUUGUAGGCUGACUCUAAUGUGGUCAGACGCAAUCAAGGUUGACAGAACGAGUUGGUUAGCAGGUGCUGGUGGGUGGAGCUAAGAUUAGUCUGCUAUGAUAAGUUGUUAGGGACACACGUGGCGACUAAUCGAAUCGUGUUGGUGGGAAGGGCCUGGGGAAUAUAAGGAGAACACUUUGAAUACGACAUUCAGUUCGCAACUCGCUUCCCAUCGAGUCGAUAGGUGGUUGAACACUUACGUUUUUCCUUUACAAUAUUGAACUACUUGUUGGAAGGAAGACGUCACGACUAGCGUCAUAUCCGUGGGCUGAUAUAUUGACAACGACACUACACGCCUCGCUCAUUUUGUUGUGUGUCAUUGGAAAGAAUGGGUGCUACAGUAUCGCUUUCUACGACAUCGAGAUCGGACGCGUUGUCCAAGAAGAAUCUUCCCGCGUCGGCCAAGAAACUUAAACGAGGUCUGGCUAUCGUCUCGGAUCCGCUCGGCAGCAUCAAGCGCUGGUCGGCCAAAAUGAAACAGAGGAAGGCUGCACGACUACAACAACAGCAGCAGCAGCAGUCACAGCGAGUGCACACGCUGAGUUCGAACGAACUGAUGCAGCGAUUUUCGAAAUCGAUUUGUCGACAGUGCGACAGCCGAAUGAAAGUCGUGCCGAACGACAUCGAACGCUGGAUUCGAUCUGUCGACGAGACUCUCAUCAUGCAAGGCUGGCAGGAUCACGAGUACGUAUCGGAGUCGAGUCUUGUCUUCAUGUACAUGAUGGCGAAGGCGACGUGCACCGAGUCGCAAGUAAGCAGUCUGCAAGACCUCAAGAUGACCGUCCUCAUCUGUCUCUUUCUCGGAUUUUCCUACACCGGCAAUGAGAUCAGCUACCCGCUCAAGCCGUUUCUCUGCACCGCUGACAAGAAACUGUUCUGGGACAGAUGUAUGCAGAUCACACUCAACAUGAGCAGCCAAAUGCUCAGAUUGAACAGUGACUCGGACUACUACCAUACGAUCAGACAAGAGUUGUAUAGUCAGUAGAGACUCCUACAGUCUCUCUCCACAGCUUUAUUUUUUACAUUUGUAUUUGCGCAGCGCGUGUGUACAGAUCAGAGGACCUAACUUGAUUAUGCAUUUGAAGUGAACUGACGAGAGCAGGUGCCGCAGCAAAAGCUGCGGUUUUGUACAUAUUUCUGCAGUAUCUGCAGUAAAAACCGCGUUUUAGCAUUAACAUCUCUAAAUACAACAAUACAAGUUUGAAUCUCAGUAA
Molecule: messenger RNA, 2600 nt
Organism: Corticium candelabrum
Lineage: Eukaryota; Metazoa; Porifera; Homoscleromorpha; Homosclerophorida; Plakinidae
Product: cyclin-dependent kinase 5 activator 2-like
Exons: 1
Coding region: 1715-2371 (218 amino acids)
Biological process (GO): axon guidance
Cellular component (GO): cytoplasm; protein kinase 5 complex; growth cone
Molecular function (GO): cyclin-dependent protein serine/threonine kinase activator activity; protein kinase binding
Source: RefSeq, a predicted model, not a curated record